AUGGGCGGACGGUUGCAGGCUCGGUCGAGCAAACGUGCACCCGCCAUGACUGCAGAUCCGGAACAGCAGACCUCUGAGGGUGGGGUCCGUCGGCGAGCGGCAAUAGGAACAACAGAGGCAGCGGCAGCAGGAACGGGAGACUCUGACCCGAACGGAGAGGAUGGUCAAUUGAACGAGAAGCUACAGCACUCGGCCAUCCAAAUCGACGACCACGACAAACCUUCGGGAGUGACUUCGCACCCCAAGGACAGCGUAUUGGAGGACACCAAUGGAGUAGAACUCAAUGAGCACCACCGUACCUGGACAGAACGCAUGCACGGUCAACGACCCGAUCGACACUUGUUCCCCUAUCGUUCUGUCAAAGAGAACUUACGGGCAGCAAGAACCUUCCUCCGUCGGUUCUUCUUCCUCCUCUUAAUUAUCCCUGCCUGGGUGCUCCCCAAUAUCAUGAUGAACAAGGCCGAACACGAGCUCGAGACCUCUCACGGUGCUGCUCCUACUAAUGGAACAACAUCAGGAGCGCAUGGAAGCAACUUUACAACCACACCUUUUGUGUCCUUUUCGGGGGGCGCAGAGGGGGCACAUGGACCGGAACUGAGCAAGGGGGUCAACAUCGCAACGUUUAUUCUCAACAUGUUUGUAAUGAUGCAUCUUGGCAAGGCUGCGGGUGUGGCCCUGGAAGAAUUGGUUCCCAAGUUUGGCAUGAGUAUUGUCAGUGUCCUUGACGCCAUGACUAGCAGCACAGUCGAGCUGGCUGUUGCAGCCUUUGCCCUCCGAAAUGGACUCGUCCAAGUUGUCCAAGCUGCCAUGCUCGGCGCCAUCCUCAAUAACUUGCUCCUGAUGCUAGGGAUCGCUAUUUUCGUCGGAGGUAUCUACAACCACCAACAAGAGUUGAAGAAGGAAACAACACAAGCAAGUAUCAAUAUUCUACUCCUCACAUCCAUCGCCUACGUGGUACCAGUGGCACUCGAUAAGGCUCUAAUGAAUGCCCGGACAAGUAGCCUACCUCUCAAAACCGACCCGACCUACCUGGCCCGCUAUAUCGAGGUCAAAGAAUCCGUGGAUGUCGAUAUCUUGAGCCUCUCCAAGAUCAUGGCCAUUCUUCUGUUACUCAUCUAUGUUGCCUGUCUCCUCUACCAGUACCACAGCCGAACUUUUAUGGUCACUCCAGAAGCUAAACAUGAAGGUCCAAAUACGGUCGAACAUCGGUACACGCAUUUUUGGUUUGCGGGAGUGGCCUAUGUCUGUCUGCUUGCAGCGCAGAUCUAUUCUGCAAACUUGUUGGUUCAUGCAGUCGAGGGACUCGGGCGACAGUACCAUUUGAACGAUUCGUUUGUCGGGUUUGUGCUGUUGCCGAUUGUGCUGGUCGCCGACUUGCAGGAGGAGGUGAUUGCGAUCCGGGAGUCGUGGUCGAAUCGGUUGGAUAAGGCGGUGUCGUUGAUGGUGGGGUCCUGUAUGCAGAUUUCGUUACUGGUGACACCAAUCUUGGUCCUUUUGGGAUGGAUUAUCGAUCAGCCGAUGACGCUCCGGUUCAGUAUUAUGGAGGUUGUGAUCUUGGCCGGGUCGGUGGUGUUGGUGAACUAUUUGAUUGCGGACCAUGAGACGAAUUGGAUUGAAGGUAUCAUGUUGAUUGCCCUAUUCUUGAUGUGCGCCUUUGCCUUCUACUACAUUCCGCCUGUGACGAUUGGAAAGGGCGUGGAUACCCUAGCGGAGAUGACCGCAGGCGACAGCAGUGGAGGGCAUUAG
This is a messenger RNA of Linnemannia hyalina, 1746 nucleotides long. NCBI's taxonomy places the organism in Eukaryota, Fungi, Mortierellomycota, Mortierellomycetes, Mortierellales, Mortierellaceae. The record is from the annotation of a GenBank genome assembly.